Molecule: messenger RNA, 1002 nt
Organism: Spodoptera littoralis (African cotton leafworm)
Lineage: Eukaryota; Metazoa; Arthropoda; Insecta; Lepidoptera; Noctuidae
Source: the annotation of a GenBank genome assembly
AUGUCGCGCCAAGUGGACUUAAAUAUAAAUAAAUUACUUGAUGGUUUGGGUUUAGACGGCGAUGACAAUACCAUAUGCGACUUUACUAUUGCUGACCAAAAUUGCGUUGCCGAGUCUCAAGGUAUUACACCUACCACUCCCUCUAAUUUCAAACCGGUACUGGGCAGCAACGUCACUUACGUUGUAGCUUGUGUGAUUAUAAACAAAUCAAAUGAAGUGCUGAUGAUGCAAGAAGCAAAAGAGAGUUGUGCAGGCAAGUGGUAUCUACCAGCAGGACGGAUGGAAAAAGGAGAAACUAUUGAGCAGGCUGCAGCCAGAGAGGUGCUCGAAGAAACAGGACUUAUAUGUACUCCAACUACAUUGUUAGUGGUUGAGACUGCUGGUGGAAUGUGGUACAGAUUUGUUUUAACAGGUGAAGUCAUAGGUGGUGAAUUAAAAACACCUGCUAGAGCAGACAAGGAAUCGCUGCAAGCUAAGUGGAUAUCUAAUCUUCAGGAAAUCUCUUUAAGAUCUAAUGAUAUUUUACAUCUCAUUGAAAAAGCACAGGCAUAUAAUAAUAGAAGUCCUGACAGUCAUUGGCAUAAAGAAAUCUUGCCUGCACCCAUUCAUCACGUCAAAGAUUUAUUGAGGUUGGUUGUGGUAAUAAAAAAGAGGAGCACUAAUAAGUUGCAUGUACUUUUAAGUGAGAAAACUGCAAUACAUUUUCCAACAUGUGAAAUAAAUCCAGGUAAAAGCAUUCAUUCAACAUUGAGGAGGUUUAUGGUUGAAAUGUUUGGGGCUGAUGUGGGCCAGCACAGGCCCCUUGGGUUAUUGAACAUAGAACAUGACCCUGUAGCUGAUGGCUGUUGCCUUACUCUACUUGUUGCAUUCAGGGCACCACUUGAAGAGGUGCCUCUCAUAGGCAAAUGUGUCUGGCAAGAGGUCUCUCCUGGUGAUGAAAGUAGAUUGCUCUCCAUUAUUACUACAAAAAAUUCUUUGGUAGAGCUUCAUGUUGUUCGUUAA